Messenger RNA from Penicillium angulare, 393 nucleotides. Its product is annotated as cupin domain-containing protein. The transcript has 2 exons. Lineage: Eukaryota; Fungi; Ascomycota; Eurotiomycetes; Eurotiales; Aspergillaceae. The record is from RefSeq and is a predicted model, not a curated record. Bases 1 to 393 code for a protein of 130 amino acids.
AUGGAAGAACCCCCCUAUGAUUCCAGCCGGCCUAUGCCCGAUAUCGCCGUUGCAUACAGCUACAAACUAUCAAAUUGCCCUGGCAAAAGCAUCAUUGGUGUGCGUGUUUCAUUUCCACCAGACGGCGCAACCCCACCGCACCGACAUGGCAGCUGUUCCGUCUCCGCCUACGUCAUUAGUGGCGCGGUCCAGAACAAGAUGAACAAUGAUCCGAUGAAGAUCAUUGAGACGGGUGGGACUUGGUAUGAAGCUCCGGGUUGUCAUCAUCGCAUUAGCAACAAUGCUAGUAAAACUGAGCCUGCUGUUGUUAUUGCUUCAAUGAUUUUGGAUACGGCUGAGUUUGAACGGGAUGGAAUGGGGGCACUCAUUCAGAUUGACGAGGAGUAUCGUUAG